GGAAAGCGCUCUCCGUGGAUGUCCCUUAAAGCUUACCUAUAAAAACCGAUACAUACACAAGCUAACAGUGAUUGUUUCUAUUUGUGUAUUUGAGCAAAGUGCACUGGAUCUGUGGUUACAGGAUAUUUACAAAAACUAUGAGAUCCUCUACGUUAACCUUGGUCUGGUUAACUGUUUUAGUGUCUCUAGUUCAAAUAGCUUCCGCCGAUGAUGUUAUCAUGCAAAAGAGGUAUUAUGAUGAAAAUAUGGCACCUGAACCAAUCAGAAGAAAAAAACCUUUUUGCAAUGCAUUCACAGGAUGUGGUCGUAAAAGAUCAGAUGAAUCGAUGGCUACGCUAGUGGAGCUUCGUUCAGAGCCAGCCGUUGAAGAAUUAAGUAGACAGAUUCUAUCUGAAGCAAAAUUGUGGGAAGCUAUUCAAGAAGCACGCCUUGAACUGUUACGCGAUCAAAGACAUAAAGAAAGAAAUUUAAAACCCCUUCCAUUGUCUUUGAAAAGAAAACGCCGAUCGCCAUUAUUUUGUGCAAACUGUUGAGAAGUAAAAGUUCAAUAAAUAUUAAUUUUAUUAUAUUUUAAAUAAAUUCUAGUAAAUUGUUUAAUGAAGCCGCCGUUAUUAAGUCAAAUAUUACAUAUAAAUUGUGGAAUUACUCAUAAUACCCUUUACAAAAAAUAUAUCUUUAUAAAGUUUAAUUUUAUGAUUUAAAAUCAAUAUAAUUUAUAUCUAUGUGUUAUUGUUUUUACACUGUGUAAUUUCCCAAUAUAAUAUUUCAAAUUGU
Messenger RNA from Daktulosphaira vitifoliae (grape phylloxera), 774 nucleotides. RefSeq names its product cardioactive peptide (gene CCAP). The transcript has 5 exons. NCBI's taxonomy places the organism in Eukaryota, Metazoa, Arthropoda, Insecta, Hemiptera, Phylloxeridae. The coding region runs from base 138 to 533 and encodes 131 amino acids. The record is from RefSeq and is a predicted model, not a curated record.